AUGCCUCAAAUAUUGGGCCAGAAUUCUGCUUCUGAAAAGCCGCUCAGCAUUACACCGACGCGACUAUCUAGACGUACAGCUUCUGAACUCUCUUCGCAUUCGUCCGUGCAAAUUCUCCACACCAAGGAACCUCCUUUGUUUGAACCAUCAAAAAAACGUCCACGAAACUCCUCAAGCACUCCUGCGGCAGGACAGCGAAAAAGCGUGACUGUGGUGCUCAAGGCUCCUGAUACGGAAGAAUUUCGCACAACAAAUCUUCCUGUUGCGUCACCGACCACUGAUUAUUCUUCGAAACCUCCCAUUAUGGUUGCUCAGCCCCUACCACAGGAGGCUACGCCCAAAGACAAGGUUAUUGCUGUUAUCGAUUUUCUUCGUGAGCGUCGUAGACGCCCUGAUGAAAAGGUCGUAAUUCUUUACUCGGAAAGAAUGUAUCAAGUGGCCCCAUGCGACGCGAAGGCAGCUCUUCAGUCUCUCGUAAAAGAAGGUCGCUUGUUCAGCGUGAAAUAUCCAAGUGGAAUAUCGUACCGGUAUCAUAUGUCCGCCGUUGCCCGCGGUGAUACUGUCACACAACAGUCAAACAAAAUUAAGGCUAAGUACGCCGCCACAACAACAAAGUCAAGCGGACAAAACAAUCCAGCGAAAUCGAGUCAAAGUCGUAGUUACUCAACGCCAACGUCAGGGCUCGGGAUUGGAGACACUUUCACCAGAGCGGAGAUGAACACGCUCAAGUCCUUUCUUCGAUUAAUAUCUCCAGAUAAUGGCGUUGUUCGCCCCUCUCAUGUAACAUCUGGUGAUGGCAACAAAAUUGUAGACAAGAUUAGAAGUUUACUUCCUCGUGAUGAGCUUGGAGACGCCAUGUUGUCUAAACCUGGACUUUCUGUGUACGUCUUGCCCCCACCGACCCCAAUUAGUCUGGAAACUAUUGAGAAAGCUCUGAAAUCUCUUCCCCACUUAGUAUUGGUUCUCAGCGAACUAACCGACGCGCUGCAGCAGGCAGUCGAAGAUGAACCGAUCCGCGUGGUUGCCAUCUCCGGCGUUGGGCGCGUUUUCUCUUCGGGGGUCGAUCUUCCUUCUCUUUGCGCUACUGCUGACUCCUGUUUUGUCGACUGUAUGGUGGAACGUCUCCGCGCCUUCCUUCUCGAGGUUUCUGCUUUCCCGAAGGUCCUCUUGGCUGGAGUUAACGGUCCCGCUGAGGGUUUGGGUACGGCGAUCCUACCCCUCUUCGAUCUGGUUUACGCCAGCGACACUGCCACCUUUCACACUGCCUACUCAACCUUGGGUCAGGUGCCUGAGGGCGGAGCCUGUUUAACCCUCACCAGCAGGGUGGGUGCCCCGCUGGCAAACGAUCUUAUUCUCGCCGGGCGAAGACUUUCAGCGCGUGAGGCACUUCAACGUGGCCUACUCUCAGAUUUGCUUUUCCCAAAGAAUUUCCCCCAGGAGCUGUCACUGCGUUGUGCUAGGAUUGCAUCACAAUCGGCCAUGGCGCUAGAAACGACCAAAUGCCUUCUACGAAUGCACGACCGAGAACGCGUUGAGUUCGUGAUCAACACAGAGUGUCGAAAGCUGGCCGAAAUCUGGAGGACUGCCGAGUUCCGAGCAUCUGCCGCCAAUUACACCCAACACUGUAUGAAUGAUUUCUUAUGA
This is a messenger RNA of Mesocestoides corti, 1644 nucleotides long. The record is from the annotation of a GenBank genome assembly. NCBI's taxonomy places the organism in Eukaryota, Metazoa, Platyhelminthes, Cestoda, Cyclophyllidea, Mesocestoididae.